This is a messenger RNA of Vicia villosa (hairy vetch), 826 nucleotides long. RefSeq lists its product as uncharacterized. The record is from RefSeq and is a predicted model, not a curated record. Lineage: Eukaryota; Viridiplantae; Streptophyta; Magnoliopsida; Fabales; Fabaceae. The transcript has 4 exons. The coding region runs from base 54 to 584 and encodes 176 amino acids. Gene Ontology annotation, molecular function: acid phosphatase activity.
AGUCUCAACAAAUAAAGACCAACGAUUCAUCAUCCCAUUCGAUAGACAGAAAGAUGGAGGAUGUCGAAAAGGUAAAGGCGGAGGCAUCGCAAUUGAUAGGAGUGUUUCAAGUUCUACCAAAGCUCGUAGUUUUCGACCUCGAUCAAACUCUUUGGCCUUUCUACUGUGAGUGCCGCUCCAAGCACGACACACCUUCUCUGUUUCCUCAUUCUAGAGGCAUCUUGAGUGCACUCAAAGAUGAAGGAAUUGACGCUGCUAUUGCUUCUAAAUCACCAACUCCUCAUAUAGCAACCACGUUUCUUGACAAACUCAGUAUCACCUCCAUGUUUGUCGCCCAGGAAAUAUUUUACACAUCAACACACAAAACAGAUCAUUUUCAGAAAAUUCAAUCAAAGACCGGUGUCUCCUAUAACUCUAUGCUCUUUUUCGAUGAUGAUAACAAUAACAUCAAAGAGAUUUCAAAAUUGGGAGUAACGAGUAUUUUGGUUAGGAAUGGUGUGAAUCUUGGAGUAUUUAGAGAAGGUCUCACAAGAUAUUCUCAAAGCUGGGAUGUGUCAAAAAACAAGCAGAAAAGGCGUAAAUAAUGUUCUCAUGAGCAACACUAUUUGAAAUUCCAAGCAUGAUAUCCCUCUCGCCAUUAUUAUAAAUAAAUUUUUUUUUUUAGGUUCAAUGAAUAAUGAAUGUAUUAGAUAUAUUCAUUAUUCAAUGAAUCUCAAAAGAGAAUAUUUACUUAUAAUUCAGGCCAGAGGGAGUAUAUGUUUGAGAUUAUCUCUCUUUAUGUGCAUUUUAUUCAGAAUAUCGUCCAUAUUGAUGAUUUGAAGUAUAA